Messenger RNA from Bombina bombina (fire-bellied toad), 1775 nucleotides. RefSeq names its product PGAM family member 5, mitochondrial serine/threonine protein phosphatase (gene PGAM5). Gene Ontology annotation, biological process: positive regulation of mitochondrial fission. The record is from RefSeq and is a predicted model, not a curated record. The transcript is spliced from 6 exons. NCBI's taxonomy places the organism in Eukaryota, Metazoa, Chordata, Amphibia, Anura, Bombinatoridae. Gene Ontology annotation, cellular component: mitochondrion. The coding region runs from base 44 to 886 and encodes 280 amino acids.
UUAGUUCCUGCUUGUGUUUCUCUGCUGUGAUAGUUCGUUGACCAUGUAUCUUCGCAGAGUUCUUCUAGCCGGGGGUUCUGCAGCUGCCGGGGCUCUUCUGGCAGCUGUAGCGGUAGGGAAAAGAAGUGGAGACUCAAACUCUGCUAACGGCUCCCAGGCUGCGGCGACGGCAGCGCGAUGGGACCAUAACUGGGACCGUCGAGAGCCACUCUCACUUGUCAACCUACACAAAGUGACUAAAGCAAAUGAAGAGACUGGGGAGGAGGAGCUACAGCUGCACGUGAACAAGCGCAAAGCAAGGGCCACUCGACACAUCUUUCUCAUUCGACACUCCCAGUAUAACUUGGAUGGCAAAACAGACUCCGAAAGAGUACUUACCUCACUUGGCCGAGAGCAAGCAGAGUUUACAGGAAAGCGGCUGGCAAGUUUAGGACUAAAAUAUAACAAGAUCAUUCACUCCUCCAUGACAAGAGCUGCUGAGACAACAAAUAUCAUUAGCAAACACCUUCCAGGUGUAGAACAAACAAGUUGUGAUUUGCUAAGGGAAGGAGCCCCUAUCCGACCAGAGCCCCCUGUAUCUCACUGGAAACCAGAUGUAGUGCAGUAUUAUGAAGAUGGCGCUCGAAUCGAGGCUGCUUUCAGGCAAUUAAUUCAUCGUGCUGACCCCAAACAGGAAGAGGACAGCUAUGAGAUUGUAAUCUGUCACGCCAAUGUCAUUCGUUAUAUUGUAUGCAGAGCACUGCAGUUCCCCCCUGAAGGUUGGCUCCGCAUGUCUCUUAACAACGGCAGCAUCAGUCACUUGGUUAUCCGUCCAAAUGGAAAUGUUUCCUUAAGGGCACUUGGGGACUCCGGAUUUAUGCCUCCAGAGAAAGUUACCCGGACUUGAUUGGUAGCUGUUAAUUACCAUCCUAAAGCGCUGUCACUGUCUGCCCUGUUGGCGCUUUGUACCAGCACCCUACGCUCUCUUUACCUAGGGCUGGGAUGGGUUCACAUCCCAUAGCAGUGACUACAGGCUGAUUUGUUCUAGAGAACAUACUUGUGCUACAAAUAAAGAGAAUGGUUUCUCAGGCAGCCUAGGAGACAUAAAGCACAUGCAGGCAGUUCCCAAGUGGCAUUACUCAUUACAGUAUUACUGUUAUGAUUGUUAUUUUUAUAGGGUUGCUAUCACAAAUUUAGGGGUUAGAUGGCACAAUAGCUAAUCUGCACAGGGAAUUUAUUUGUUGAAGGGCUCAUCAACAAAUAGUAUAGCACAAGGUGACCUAAAAGCCAUUUCAGUAAGCACAGUAAAGAUGAGUAAUGUAUUCAGUGUGUAGAUUUACCAACAUAUGCAAGCAAAAUAAAACGUGACAAAGGGAGUGUUUUUAAUCUUUGAACAAAGCUAUUUUCAAGUGACAUUUUAAGAAAAUGUAACUGUCAAUUGUAUUAAUCUUAAUAUUCAGGGAUAUUUUAUUUGUACUAGUGCAUUUUGUACCUUCACUUUUCUUAACUGUUUUUUUUUUUUUUGUCAUAUGAUAUAUUCUGGAAUAUUGCUUGAUCACUCAUUUUGUUUUUCUGCUGCACGUGUCCUUUACGCAGCUAAUUCACACAAUUGAUAAGUAAGCCCUUUGACUUUGAUGCAUCAUUUUGCAACUGAAUAUGGGACGUCCUAUUAAGCAGCUAAACCCCAGUCAUGUUUUUUCAUUUAAAUGGUUUUUUACACCCCGUGUUCUGUAGUUUUUCACUAGAUACUUUGUUGAUUAAAAUAAUGGAUAUAAAAUAAAAAAAUUCUUUCCUGA